Molecule: messenger RNA, 654 nt
Organism: Aspergillus versicolor CBS 583.65
Lineage: Eukaryota; Fungi; Ascomycota; Eurotiomycetes; Eurotiales; Aspergillaceae
Exons: 1
Coding region: 214-435 (73 amino acids)
Source: RefSeq, a predicted model, not a curated record
GUUAUGGCGUUCAUCAACUUGUAUUGGGAUGCUAGAUACAGCGAAUAGGAUCAUUGCUCUACCGGCAACAAAAAAAUCUUUACGAUUCAUGACUUUAGGAUUCCCACUUGCGUUCAAUCUGAAUUUUCACGUUUGUUUCACUGGAUACGGGUAGCCCCCUUCCCUUCCACAUCUAUUCCAGCUCCCUGUGGCUUGCUGGCUGUUGGCUCGAGCAUGCCGCGGCCGAACCCCAAUAUUCUCUCUGUGACCUUUGCAACACUCUGGCUCUUACCGUUCCUUCCCGCCUUCGGGCCUGGGUUGAACAAUACCUCGUGGUAUAGGCUUAUUUUGCGCAAAGAAGAUCAACGACCCUCUACUCACCGCGGUGUUCUUUGGAGAAGUUCUACUUUUUCUGUGGACACGGUGGUCCAUUUUUUCGGUCUACAUCCUUCGUAAAAGUACUCGGUCUCGUCGAUCCAGUGGAUAUAUCGUAGUUUCAUAUCAAAACCUAAUAUCAUAUCAAUAUUUUUGUCCAUCUAUUAUUUUACGUUUCUAUUCGUCACUUCGCUCGUAUCAGCCUCGAAAUGCUCCUGCUCUCGUCAGCACGGUCUCACCCGUCACUUGUGAGUGUGGCUCAGAUUAUCGCAGGCUGCAUUUCUUCUGCAUUAGUGUCGU